This is a messenger RNA of Diabrotica virgifera virgifera (western corn rootworm), 849 nucleotides long. Its product is annotated as paired box protein Pax-1. Bases 1 to 849 code for a protein of 282 amino acids. Gene Ontology annotation, molecular function: RNA polymerase II cis-regulatory region sequence-specific DNA binding; DNA-binding transcription factor activity, RNA polymerase II-specific. Gene Ontology annotation, biological process: regulation of transcription by RNA polymerase II; anatomical structure development. The transcript is spliced from 3 exons. NCBI's taxonomy places the organism in Eukaryota, Metazoa, Arthropoda, Insecta, Coleoptera, Chrysomelidae. The record is from RefSeq and is a predicted model, not a curated record.
AUGGAAAACCAGGUCCAGCAAUAUGGAGAAGUGAACCAACUGGGUGGUGUAUUCGUCAACGGUAGACCUCUUCCUAACGCUGUACGAUUGCGGAUAGUUGAAUUAUCUCAAGUGGGUAUUAGACCUUGUGAUAUCUCCCGGCAGCUAAGAGUUUCUCAUGGUUGUGUUUCCAAAAUCUUGGCCAGGUACCACGAGACGGGAUCCAUCCUACCAGGUGCGAUAGGAGGAUCGAAACCUCGGGUGACAACACCUAAAGUAGUGGCCUACAUAAAGAAACUAAAACAAAAAGAUCCUGGCAUCUUCGCUUGGGAAAUCCGAGACCGCCUGCUCUCCGACGGAGUCUGCGACAAAUACAACGUGCCUUCAGUCAGUUCAAUAAGUAGGAUACUAAGAAAUAAAAUAGGUUCUCUAGUUCAUACCCAGCCUUACAAUCACCCGUCCUACACCUCAAUGUAUCCCACAUAUCCAUACCCCCAGCAAAAACUCUCCCCUCCCCCCACGCAAAGGCACAACACCCUCCAUUGCUGGCCCAGUUCUCACUCCGUCACAGAUAUCCUCGCGGGUGUACAAGCAGCUAGUUGUUAUAGACGAUCUCACAAUAAUUCAUCUCCCACUCCUUUACCGAACUUACUGACGGGAGUACAACCUGGUUAUAGAGGCUCCCAUGGGAAUCCCCCAGCUUCUUCCUUGUCUGACGUACUAACGUCGGGGACGCCGCCGAGAGGUGUGGAUCAUUUCUCGCAGAACUACAAUUAUUAUAUGUACUUUCAGUCAGGCAAUACCUCGACAGCGAUGCACAUGGUGAAUGGUGGUAUGGGAACAAUGCCUCUAGCUGGGUCUCAAAUCUAG